AUGCCUAAGGAUGGGAGGAAGAAACUCAAGAAGGGGAACUCGGGGAAGGAGAAGGGGAAAAAGAAACUGGGAAAGAAGAAAGAGAAAGUUGGUGCUCCUGCCGUGCAAGAUCAGGUGGAGGAGGGGGAGAGGCAAGGAGGGGAAGGCGGGGAGGGAGAGGAAGGAGGGGAAGGAGGACACGAGAAGCAGGAGCAGGAUGGAAAUGAGCGGCAUGGUCGCGAGGAGAGAGCUGGGUUGAAAAGGAAUCAAAGCGGAGGAGAAGACGAGGAAGGGGGCACAGACCAGGCCAGAGGCAGUAAGCAGGUUGUCUCGAGUGGGCAGAACAUGGCAAAAAGGGGAGAGUCGGAGGAGGAAGAGCAGGAGCAGGAGGAGGAGAAGAUGGGUGGGAAUUGCGAGUAUGAGCAGGAGGAGGCUGAGGAGGAGGAGGAGAGAGAUGAAGGGGCAGCGGAUUGGGGCAACAGGGAGGGUGAAUCGGGGAGAGAAGAGGUGGGAGAUGGGAAGGAAGCGGAGGAGGGGAAUGUGCCUUGGAAGGGAAGGGAAGCAGAAGUGGAAGGGGAAAGAGAAGGGGAAGGGGAAGGAGAAGGGGAAGGGCAUGGGGUAGGGAAAGGAGAAGGAGAAGGAGAAGGAGAAGGAGAAGGGGAAGGGGAAGGGCUGGAAGAACAGGAGAUGCAGAGUCGUUGGGAGAGGGGAAAGGAACUUGAGGGGGGGCCAAGAGGGGGGGUUCAUGUAUGGAGAGAGAGAGAAGGAAAGUUAGGGGCGGAUAAAAGGAAAGAGGAGGUGGGGGGGAGUGAGAAACGGCAAGUUGUGGUGGCUGGUGAAGGUGUGCUGAGGAGAGAGAGUGUUGACAUGAUGGAUUGUGCCUGGGCCGGGAUGGCAGAGGAGGAGGAGGAGGAGGAAGAAGAAGAAGAAGAAGAGGAAGAAGAGGAAGGGGAGGAAGAGGAGGAAGAGGAGGAGGAAGAGGAGGAGGAGGACAAUGAAGAGGAACAAGAAGAAGAGCAAGAGGAGGAGAAGAGGGUAGUAAAGGAGGAGGACGAAGGGGUGGUGGAGGAGCAGGGGGAAGAGGAGAAGGUGGUAAGCAAAUUGGAGGGCGAGGGGGAAGGGGAGGGGGAGGGUGAGAAGAUAAGGGAGGAGGAUAGCAGGUGCAGAGGAGAAGGUGGUGGGGAGGGUACGUGGAAGGGGAAGAAUGGAGUGGUGGUGGAAGAGGAUGGUGAGGGAGAGUGGGGACGCGAAGGGCACGGAGAAAGGUAUAAAGCGGGGAGGUUUGGCAGCAAGAUGAAAGAAUGGGACGACAGGCAUGGUUCUGAUGCAGUCAGCUAUGAUGGCGCUGGUGAUGGUGAUGAUGAUGGUGAUGGUGAUGGUGGGGAGGUUGGGGUGCAUGAUGGUAAUGGGCAUGAAAUUUGGCAUGGUGGUGGUGAAGCUGAGAGGCAAGAGGUGGGUCAUGAGCAGGAGGAUGUUGAUGAGGGCAGCGUGAAGGUAAUGGAGAGAGGCGGGGAGGGGAGAGAAGGAGGCGCCAAGGCCAUCAGCAGCCCCCAUGGCCGUGUUGGCCUGGCUUCACUCCAUGCGCAUUCCCAUGCUGAUUCUCAUGGUGACAGCGAUGGGCGUUCAAAUAGAGCCAUGUCUGAUGGCGAUGGUGAUGGUGAUGGUGAUGGUGAUGGUGAUGUUAGGGAGAGUGCACACAUGUAUGCAGACGCGGCGGGCAUGGGUCAUGACAUGUCGGGGCGGAGGUGGGGGGAGGAGGAAAAGGAGGGGCCCGAGAAGUGGGAGGAGAGGGAGCAUAUGGAGGAGUGGGGGGAGAGGGAGGCGUGGGAAGAAAGGGAGGAGGGGCAUGAUUGGGAGGAGAGGGAGGAGAGGGAUCAGUGGGAGGAAAGAGAGGAGAGGAAGGAGGAGGAGUGGGAAGAGAGGGAUGAGAGGGAGGAGGCGGAGCAGGGGGAGGGGAGAGAGGAGAGGGAGGAGAGGGAAGAGUGGGAGGAUGAGGAGGAGGAAGUGGAGGAGGAGGAGGAGAAGGAUGGGAAGCGGGCAGAGGAGGACAUUGAUGGGGAGAAGACCAGUUACAAGGAGGAAGGCACGUUGGAUGAGGUAGGGGUAAGCAAGGGAAAGGAGGAGAUGGAUAGUGACGAGGAAAAGGCUGGAGAGAAGGAUGGAGAGGACGAGAUGGGAGGAGAGGAGGAAGAGGAGGAGAUGGGAGGAGAGGAGGAAGAGGAAGAGAUGGGAGGAGAGGAGGAAGAGGAAGAGAUGGAUGGUGUGUCAAGGUUGCCCGUAGCAUAUGGGCGAAGGGAAGAGGAAGAGGAUGAGGAGAGUGUCAUAUGUGGGAGUGUGAUAGUGCAUGACGACAGUGACAGGACCCCCCAUGCUGCACACAGCACUGGAAUAAGCGGGGACAGCAGGGGCAGCGGGGACAGCAGGGGCAGUGGUGACGGUGGGGAGAGUGGGGAGAGUGCAGGGGUGGUGAGCAGCAUUCACCAGCCUACCAAUGCGCCGCCUGGGCAUCUAUCCUUGUCUGCUGGCUCGCCUGCUGCACUUCACUCUCGCCACUCCGCUACCCACUUGGCACCGUCUCUUCAAGCCCUCUGGCUGCCGUGGCAUCGCUGCCUAUUAGACGUGGCAGGCAUCGGUCUGCUCACCGUGCGCUGCUCUUCCUCCUCCCCAUCCUCCCCAUCCUCCCCCUCCUCCCCUCCCUCCUCCUCCACAACAACCGCCCGCAUCGGGCGCUGCAACGCAGCUCUCCUCCGCAUGCUGGGAUCGGCCGCUCGCCCUCCUCCCUCCCCAGCUGCUCUUCUCUUCCCCCAGGCCAAUCUCUCUGCUGCUUCUGCGGCGGCUGCAGCAGGUGUGGCAGCAGCUGGGGCGGAGCGUGGGUUGGUGCAUCAGCUGGAGAUGGGGCUGUCGGGAGAAUAUGAGGCGCUGCCGCUGGUCACUCUGCUGCACCCACGCCACCGAGAGGACACAUGGCCGGCUCUAAUGGCCCUGAUUCUCACAGCCAUGGGCCUGUGCAGCGGAGGGUCAAGCGAGCAGGAGCAAGCACCAGUGGAGCAGGUUCUGGGAGAGCCGCUGCUCGCAUCCCUGCAGCAUGCACACGGCCACGAGGUGCAUGUGGCUCUCUCCGUUCUCCCAGGCCCUCCGGAAAUAGGGAACAAGGAGGUGGAGGAGGUGGAGGAGGAGGAAGGGAGUGAUGGUGAUUGCGAGGAUGGGAGUGGAGGUGAUGUGGGUUGGAAGACAGGGUAUGGUGGGGCACGUGGGAGGGGGUCUGGCGGUGGUGGUGGAGCGACGGUGGUUCUUGUUGUGCAGAACCUUCAACUCGCUGACAUGAUGUUUUAA
This is a messenger RNA of Closterium sp. Yama58-4, 3312 nucleotides long. The record is from the annotation of a GenBank genome assembly. Lineage: Eukaryota; Viridiplantae; Streptophyta; Zygnematophyceae; Desmidiales; Closteriaceae.